Cryptomeria japonica (Japanese cedar) is the source of this 1668-nucleotide messenger RNA. Its product is annotated as pectinesterase-like. Gene Ontology annotation, biological process: cell wall modification. The transcript is spliced from 4 exons. The record is from RefSeq and is a predicted model, not a curated record. Gene Ontology annotation, molecular function: pectinesterase activity; pectinesterase inhibitor activity. Bases 1 to 1668 code for a protein of 555 amino acids. NCBI's taxonomy places the organism in Eukaryota, Viridiplantae, Streptophyta, Pinopsida, Cupressales, Cupressaceae.
AUGGAUUCUAUGUUGCGCUUUCUGAUUCUGUUAUUAUUUGUCUUUUCAUGUGAGUCAAGAGGCGAUCAUCAAAACAAUGAUGUUAACUCUGCCUGCGAAGACGCUUCCAAUCGCAAAUUCUGUGAAUGGAGCUUGUCUGAAAAUGGAGGAUCGUCACAAAACGACCCUAAGGAUCUCAGUGAAAUCGCUCUAAGGUUUAGCUUACGUCAAGCUAAACUUGUUCAGGACUCUAUUUCCGGUGACUCGUCAAGCAGGGGGCAAAUGCAGAGCCAAGCUGUAGAGGAUUGCAGUUUCCUUUACAAUCUCACGGCGGACUACUUGAGCGCGAGUUUGAUAAAAUUGGCAAACUCGACAAACACAACAGUGGAAUGGAGGAGUGCAGUGUAUAUUCAGAGUUAUCUGAGCGCAGCCCUAACCAAUCAGGUCACCUGUCUGGAAGGCCUCAGUCAAGCAAAUGUAAACCCCUGCUCGGUAUCCUUUGGCAAUUACAUAUUUAACGCAUCAUAUUCCGUUGGGAGGAGUAGUCUAGCUUUGAAUAAGAAAUUUUUCAUUGCGGGGAAGGAUCCUGGCCACAGGGAACGUAAUGGCCACAACCGACUUCUGUUAUCUGACGAUGAUUUUCUGUCUCAAUAUGGAUCGCUCGAUGAUGGGAUUCCGUCGUGGUUGUCUCGGGCGGACAGAAGGCGUCUUCUGCAAAGCCCAGGUGGUGACGGCGUUUUAGUGGGCGAGUAUGUGACGGUGGCGAAGGACGGUAGCGGGAAUUACACCACCAUUACCGAUGCAGUCAACUCUGCUCCCAACAAUAGCCCGGACAGAUACGUGAUCUAUGUUACCGCAGGAGUGUACGAGGAGUACCUACAAAUUCCCAAGAACAAAUAUAAUAUUAUGCUGAUCGGAGAUGGAAUAGAUGUCACUGUGAUUACUGGCAAGAGAAGCGUUAUGGAUGGAUGGACUACAUUCAACUCUGCAUCAUUCGCUGCAGUUGGGCCAGGUUUUCUUGCACGUGAUAUCACAUUUGAAAACACGGCAGGAGCAGCGAAGCACCAGGCCGUGGCUCUACGAGUGGGGUCUGAUCUAUCAGCCUUUUACCGGUGCAGUAUUAAGGGCUACCAAGACACUCUCUACGCUCACUCCCUCCGUCAAUUCUACCGAGAAUGCGACAUCUACGGCACUGUGGAUUUCAUCUUCGGCAACGCCGCCGUAGUUUUUCAGUGCUGCAAUCUUUUCGCAAGGAAACCCAUGGUCGGGCAGCAGAAUCUUUAUACUCCGCAAGGUAGAACGGAUCCAAAUCAAAAUACUGGAACAUCAAUUCAUAACUGUAAUGUUACAGCUGCCCCUGAACUUGUUCCUGUUAUCAGCUCUUUCCCCACAUACCUGGGUAGGCCAUGGAAACUGUACUCUCGUACUGUUUACAUGCAGUCUUAUUUAGAUAGCGUAAUCCAGCCUGCCGGAUGGUUAGCGUGGUCUGGAAACUUUGCCUUGAGCACGUUAUAUUAUGGUGAAUAUGGUAACAGCGGACCCGGGGCAGAUACUUCACAGAGAGUCCCGUGGUCUGGUUAUCAUGUGAUGAACAUUUCCGAUGCUCAAAAUUUCACUGUGGGUUCGUUCAUCUCCGGAGACACGUGGAUACCAUUUGGUGCAGUGCCCUACGAUGCAGGCUUACUUUAA